CAUGUUCUCCUAACACAUACGCGUUUUCCUUCCUUCCAGCACCUUCACAAUGAGUAAUUACAGCCCCCCAGUUAAAUGCGCUUUCUAUGGCCUUCCCUUGCUUUUGAGCUCUCGCAGUCUUAUCAGCCUCUGUCGUUAACCAAACAAUUACAUGCACUGAUCAUCAAGUACCAACUCUCAUUCGAUCCCUUCUUCGCAACCCGAAUCAUCCGAUUUUAUGCUCUUAACAGAGACCUCCGGACCGCUCGCAAUGUGUUUGAUAGAACUCCCAGUAGAAGUGUAUACCUCUGGAAUUCCAUGAUCAGAGCUUAUGCUCAGUACCACAAAUUCAACCAUGCGUUCUCUCUCUUCAGAAGUAUGCUUGGUACCCAAGUGAAACCCGACAAUUACACAUUUGCAUGUAUUCUACGUGCGUGCUCAGAGAACUUGGAUCCAUUUGGGCUGAGAAUGGCUCAUGGGCGAGUGAUAUUGUCUGGUUUAGAAUGGGAUUCAGUUUCUAGCAGUGCACUUGUGAGUGCUUACUCGAAGUUAUGCCUCAUUGAUGAAGCCUCUAAGGUGUUCCAUGGGAUAUCAGAACCUGAUCUGGUUCUUUGGAAUACAAUGGUUUCAGGUUACGGGUGUUGUGGACUUUGGGAGAAAGGGCUAGAAUUGUUUAGUAUGAUGCGGAAAUUGGGUGAAAAGCCUGAUGAAUAUACCCUAGUUGGACUGAUUUCAGGCUUUACGGAACCCAGCUUGCUGGAAAUUGGACGAGGAAUUCAUGGUUUUUGCUUGAAAAAAGGGUUCGACUUUAACACUCAUGUGGGCAGCGCGCUUGUGAGUAUGUACUCAAGGUGUUGUUGUUUGAGUUCAGCGCAUAGAGUUUUCAGUAGUUUAUCCCAGCCUGAUUUAGUUGUCUGGUCUGCUUUGGUUGCUGGGUUUGUUCAGUCUGGAAAAUGUGAAGAGGCUCUACUCUUGUUCAGGGAAAUGACAUAUCUGAAAGGUAAAAAAGCAGAUUCCAUCUUAAUUGCAAGUGUAUUGGUGGCUACUGCUCGGCUAGCAAUUGCACGACCUGGUAGGGAGAUCCAUGGUUAUGUUCUAAGGCAUGGGUUGGAGGUUGAAGUCAUGGUUUCCUCUGCCAUUGUAGACAUGUAUUCAAAGUGUGGUUUUGUUGGCUUGGGGUUGCAGGUUUUUGAGACUAUGUCAGAAAAGAAUGUUAUUGCCUAUAAUUCUACAAUUUCAGGUCUUGGUUCUCAUGGACUCGCCUUCCGUGCCUUUGGAGUGUUUGAUGAGAUGUUGGAAGAUGGACUGAAACCUGACGAAGCCACUUUCUCUGCUCUUCUUAGUGCUUGCUGCCAUGCUGGGCUUGUAAAAGAUGGCCAGGAGCUUUUCAGGAGAAUGAAAGAUGAGUAUGGAAUUGAAGCCAGAACACAGCAUCAUGUUUACAUGGUGAAGCUUCUGGGUAUGGCUGGAGAGUUGGGAAAGGCCUAUGAUCUUAUCCAAUCCAUGCCACAAAUCCCAGAUUCUGGUGUUUGGGGUGCACUUCUAUCAAGCUGUUACAUUCAUGGAAAUUUAGAGUUGGGUGAAAUUGUUGCCCGUCAGCUCUUUCAGAUUGAACCUAACAAAACUGCUUAUAGAGUGAUGCUUUCUAACAUUUAUGCUUGUGAUGGGAGGUGGGAUGAUGUGAAGAAGUUGAGAGAUGAUAUGGAGGAAGCUGGGCUGCAGAAAAUGCCUGGACUAAGCUGGUUAUGAAACAGUACUUUUAAGUUAAAU
Molecule: messenger RNA, 1749 nt
Organism: Telopea speciosissima
Lineage: Eukaryota; Viridiplantae; Streptophyta; Magnoliopsida; Proteales; Proteaceae
Product: putative pentatricopeptide repeat-containing protein At1g64310
Exons: 2
Coding region: 76-1728 (550 amino acids)
Biological process (GO): RNA modification
Molecular function (GO): RNA binding; protein binding
Source: RefSeq, a predicted model, not a curated record